Messenger RNA from Melitaea cinxia (Glanville fritillary), 5207 nucleotides. It is a transcript of the gene mtRNApol, whose product is annotated as DNA-directed RNA polymerase, mitochondrial. Gene Ontology annotation, molecular function: DNA-directed RNA polymerase activity; mitochondrial promoter sequence-specific DNA binding; protein binding. The record is from RefSeq and is a predicted model, not a curated record. Gene Ontology annotation, biological process: mitochondrial transcription. Gene Ontology annotation, cellular component: mitochondrial DNA-directed RNA polymerase complex. NCBI's taxonomy places the organism in Eukaryota, Metazoa, Arthropoda, Insecta, Lepidoptera, Nymphalidae. The coding region runs from base 98 to 4246 and encodes 1382 amino acids. The transcript is spliced from 24 exons.
AUAAGAUUGUUGUCUUUAAUUUCACGUGGUUGAUUGUGGCUUAUGUAUUUUCGGCAUGGAUUUAGUCUUUUUCUAUUAAAAUAUUGAAAUAAAAAUAAUGCAUCGACUUUUAUCUGCUAAGAACUUAUGUUACAAUAAACUUCACGGUGUAGCAUUUCCUGCAAAUAGUUCUCUAAACAAUAUAUCGCUUACACAUGUAAAAUGUUCUUUCUGUCGCAAAGUACUUUUGAAUUCAUCCAACACAGAAAAUCAUUUUCUUGCAAGGCAUCAAUCAACGAGAACGGCUAAUGCUUUGAAGUCCUUGAAAAAGAAAAGGAAGCACAAAAAUAACAAAAAAUAUGGCGAACUUUUGCAAGUAAACGAAAGUAGCAUGACUGAGAUGCAGGUAUCUAUCAGCAAAUUUAAUGCAGCCCAUCUUUCAAAACUCGCUUCUAGUCCUGUCUCCCUGUCACAACUCCAUCAGUUGACGACAAAAUCAACAAAAAAAUCUACCAGUAAAGAAGUGGAUACGGAAUUGCUUCAAACAGUUAGAGAAAAAAUUCUAAAGAAACCUGAACUGGAAAUAAAAUUAGAAGAUGAUAAAUGUGCCCUUAUUUUCACUCAUCAUAAAAUUUCAAGUAUGGAGCAAAGAUUUAAAACUAAAAAAUAUAUAGACAUGGUGAAAGAGAGCUAUUACAAUUUUAGGAAAGCUACAAUAUAUGAUCAGCGACUUCAAGACCUAAGAUAUGCUAUAAAUGAAGGCUUGAAUCAAGAAUUUGACCUUAAUGCUGAUACUAAAUAUGUGUCAAUAGAAUCCAGUGAGCCAGAACUCAAACGUCCACAUGCAGUAUUCAAAGAGAUGUUUAUUGAAAACCACUCAGAUAGCUAUGAUCAUGAGCUUAUGAUGAACCAUAUCACAAAUUUGCAAAUGCAAGGCUUGUCACACCCGGCUAUUGAGGACAUUUGUGAUGAGACAAUACACAGUGAAAUAGGUGAAUCUAAGUACGAUGUUGACAACCUUGAUAGUGAAAUAUCUCGGAUUAAGAGCUUAAAAGUUAAAAAAGCAAAACAAGCUAUAAAACAGAAAAAGAAAAAGUUACGUGAAAAACGUCGUGCAGCUCAAGAGGCGAAUAUGAAGCAAGACAAACGAGAGUUAGAACGACAGGUCAAAGAAGAGGCCUUACAGCAUAUGCUAACUUCUCAUUUACAACUAUUAUGCUCUCUUGAUAUGAUAUCUGAGGGACGUCAAGUAUUGCAACAUUAUAGGAGGAAAAGUGCCAGGUUUCCUGAACAUCCUAAAGUUUCCAGUGUUAAAGUGUAUAAUACACUUUUACAAGGAUAUGCAUCAUUGGGUCAAAUUGAUCAUGCCAAAGAGUUAUUAUCCUUCAUGUCCGAAGAUAAAAUUGAAGCAAAUGAGCAAACAUUUGCCACCAUAUUUGAGUGUGUUGAGAGAACAGACUUGAUAAAUAAGCAUUCAAUAUUAGGGUACUAUCACAGGGAAAUGCAAAACAAGGGUUUUACCUUAAAUGACUUAUUAGAUAAAACCAAAUUCGUGUAUGACCAACGCGAAAUAGUAUUAAAAGCAGUACGAAGGUUGGAACCUGGUUUUGAACCACAGUACACACCACCCAUCCUUGAUUACAAUUGUCCUUUACUGGACAAAAUAAAGCUAGAUAACAAACAAAACCGGAAGGGUCUCUUGAUAUCACCGGCCAGUAAUCUCAUAACUUUAGAAGAGUUAAAGACGAGAGGUCGAGAGCAAUUGGAAAUGGAAAUGAUGGGAGAAAUUGAGGUGCAGAAUAUUGCGAUUAAAGAUGAAGAAUCCAAGAAUGUGGAAAUAUAUAGACAAAAGCUGCAGGCCGCAGAGGCGGAGUGGCGCGAGAGCAUGCGCGAGGCGCUGGCGCGGAACACGGGCACGCUGCGCGCGCGCAGCUGCGCCUCGCACUGCGCCAUCUCGCUCUACCCCUACCUGAAGGUCUUGUCGGUGGAUGACUUUGUUAAUCUUAUGAUGAGUGAAAUAGACAAAUUAGUCAACGGCAGUGAUUCAUACAGCCCAACCCUCAAGUUGUUACAACGAGAUCUAGGUACACAAGUGUAUAACAAAUACUUAAUAAAACAGUAUAAAAGUAAUGGUGUCCUUAAGAAAAUCGAAGAGAUAUAUGGAAAAUAUUGCAAAUGGUAUUUAGAAAGGCACUCUUUAGAUGGCACAGACACACCUUACAACAGUCGUCAGGCUUGGCAAAUUUUAAUGCAUCAGAACAGAGAGGGAGCUAGUUUGGACAUUGAGGAAGCUCCUUGGUCAAUGGAUAUUCGACAAAACAUUGGAAAGUUUCUUUACAACAUCAUCAUUAACGAUGUUAAAAUCGAUGUCAAUAUGUUCAAACCGAAAGCGAAGGUCAAGCGGCUGCCGGGCGUGUACAAGGUGCACCGGCCGUGGGGCCGCCUGGUGCGGCUGGAGCUCAAGCCGCACCCCGCGCUGUCGCGCCUGUGCGCCGCCGCCGCGCGCCCCGCGCUGCGCCUGCGCACCGCGCUCGUGCCGGCGCGCGCGCCGCCCGCGCCCUGGCGCCACCACGCCUCCACGCUGCUCACGGCCACGCCGCUCGUGAGGAUGCCGUUUCAUAUAACGGGUCAAAUGAAGCGACUAGAAGAAGCGCCUCCCAACUCCCUGUACCCAGUACUGGACAGCCUCAACCAGCUUGGUGAGGUUCCCUGGGUCAUCAACGAAGCCAUACUGGAUUUACAAUUAAAAGUAUUUAGGUCGGGUGGAGACAAAAAGCUGGACAUCCCUCCGCCCGCGUCGUCACUCGACGCGUCGCAGCUGCCGGGCGUGGGGGGCGCGGGGGGCGCGAAGGACGCGGCCGCCGCACUGCGGGCGCGCGUCGCGCUGAACCGCGCGCGCGCGGACAUGCACUCGUUGUGGUGCGAUAUGCUCUACAAGCUCUCCUUGGCCAAUCACUACAGGAACAGCACGUUCUGGCUGCCGCACAACAUGGACUUCCGCGGGCGCGUGUACGCGGUGGGCCCGCACGUGUCGGCGCUGGGCGCGGACGCGGCGCGCGCGCUGCUCCGCCUGGCGCGGCGCCGGCCGCUGGGCGCGCGCGGCCUGCGCUGGCUCAAGCUGCACGCCGUCAACCUCACCGGCGCGCGCAAGCGGGACACGCUGGACGAGAGAUUGGCAUACGCGGACAGUAUUAUGGACAAGAUUUUAGACUCGGCGGAUAAUCCCCUCGAUGGUGAGGGUUGGUGGAAGGAAUCCGAAGAACCUUGGCAGACGCUCGCUUGUUGCAUGGAGAUAGCCAACGCCGUGCGUUCACCGAACCCUGAAGAGUACGAGUGCGGGUUCCCGGUGCACCAGGACGGCUCGUGCAACGGGCUGCAGCACUACGCGGCGCUGGGCGGGGACGCGGCCGGCGCCGCCGCCGUCAACCUGGCGCCGCGCGCGCGCCCGCAGGACGUCUACAGCGAGGUGGCGGCGCUGGUGGAGAGCGCGCGCGAGCGGGACGCGCAGCUGGGCGCGGCGGCGGCGCGCGCGCUGGCCGGCUUCGUGCGGCGGAAGGUCAUCAAGCAGACCGUCAUGACCACGGUCUACGGCGUCACCAAGUUCGGCGCGCGCCUGCAGAUCGCUAAGCAGCUCAAAGACAUAGAGGAGUUCCCCCCGGAGCACGUGUGGCCGUGCUCGCAGUACCUCACGGCGCGCACCUUCGACUCGCUGCGGGAGAUGUUCACCUCCACCAAGCUCAUCCAGGACUGGUUCACCGACUGCGCCAAGGUCGUCUCAGGAGUGUGCGGAGAGAGCGUGGAGUGGGUGACGCCGCUGGGGCUGCCCGUGCUGCAGCCGUACUACCGCCGCGCGCCCGCCGCGCCCGACCUGCACCAGCGGCCGUGCACGAUGAAGCAGCGCAACGCCUUCCCGCCCAACUUCAUCCACUCGCUGGACUCGUCGCACAUGAUGCUCACGUCGCUGCACUGCGAGGCGGCCGGCGUGAGCUUCGUGUCCGUGCACGACUGCUUCUGGACGCACCCCGACACCGUCGACACCAUGAACCAGAUAUGCAGAGAACAAUUUGUCGCUCUCCAUUCGCAACCAAUCUUAGAAAACUUAUCCGAUUUCCUCACGAAGCGUUAUAGCUACCCGGAGAGUGAACUUGAAGAGGGCACAGUUGGUGCAGCGAAUAAAAAUCGCGUCAAUUCCUUGCUCAAGAGGGUUCCAGAAAAAGGAGAUUUCGACAUUAAGAGUGUUCUUAAAUCCGUCUAUUUCUUUAGUUAGGAAGAGCAUUUGUUACAAUUGAUAUGAAAUAUUUGUAAGAUACUUGUUAAUGUGUGAUUAUAUAUUGAACUAUGUCGGGAAGGAAUUUGUUGUAUGAGAUACGGAGUGAUUGUGUGUCUCGAAAGGAAUUUUAAAUUCUAAUUUUUUUUAUACCUUUGAUAAAGAAUCUAAAAAGACACACAAUCAUAUAGACUGAUAUAGUGUAUGCCGGUAUAUAUAAGCUACUGCUACUUACAUGAAUUUUGAUAUAUUUUAAUGAAAUUAUCGUGUGCGUAAAGUAGUGUAUCUUUUGUGGUAGUCAUCUUUUUAUAAACCAGAUGAGACAGACUAGAGCAUUAUAGAAUUAAAAUUAGCAAUCAAAUCAGUAUUCAUAAUAGAAAUCAGCCCACUGGCUGGUAUAGAUGACAUCUCCAGAACUAGAGGUAUCUUAAGUUUUACUUUUUUCCCCCAAUGUGUUUCUUGAUUUAUUUAUAUUUGGCGCUGUUACGUGGAUGGCCUAAACGAGUACUACAUCUAUGUGUAGGGUUAUCUCAAAGUAAAUUCGUCACAUCGUUUCCUCCCCUCUUGAGCUUGACAAUUUUCAUAAUUUGAAAGACCUGUAGCUAUCAUAUUGAUAGAGAUUUGUAAAAAAAAUUAAGUCUAUACUUCAUGUUUUGUUCAUAAAAAUGUAUUCAUCUUGUAUAUUUUGUUAAAAUUUGAAAAAUUUGAUGGAACUUUUUGUUUCAAUCAUUUUUUAGUUAUAAAAAGUUCCUGAUUUUAGUUACUCGAUUAUAAUGUAGAUAUGUUUUACUUUAGCUCACAAAAUCAACGGGUAGAUUACUUAUCAUUAUAGAAAAAAAGAAUAAUAAUAAUAAUAAUAAUAAUAAUAGAGUUCCAUGUUAGACCUAUUUAGUUUUAUCUUUUGUUGUGCAAAAUAUUAGACUGUGAUUUAUUAGUAAUAAAAUAUAAGCAGUUAAAAUAU